Messenger RNA from Sinocyclocheilus anshuiensis, 1869 nucleotides. RefSeq names its product transcription factor jun-D-like. Bases 354 to 1160 code for a protein of 268 amino acids. Gene Ontology annotation, molecular function: transcription factor binding; RNA polymerase II cis-regulatory region sequence-specific DNA binding; DNA-binding transcription factor activity, RNA polymerase II-specific. The record is from RefSeq and is a predicted model, not a curated record. Gene Ontology annotation, biological process: regulation of cell cycle; regulation of cell population proliferation; regulation of transcription by RNA polymerase II. Gene Ontology annotation, cellular component: transcription regulator complex. The transcript has a single exon. NCBI's taxonomy places the organism in Eukaryota, Metazoa, Chordata, Actinopteri, Cypriniformes, Cyprinidae.
UAUGACAUCAACCCACAAUGCACCGCACUGUUUGCCGUUUACUCUGCGUCUCCGCGGCGACAGCGACGAGUGCGGCCCCUUUAUGCAAACGAAACCGGAAGAGGACGUCAUCUUUGGCCAAUCUCAGCGCUCUAAAGUGACAUAAUGGAAUUUUUAGGGAUAGAAAACUUGCAAAUGCGUACUGACGCCCAUAGAUAACACCCCUCGAGGAGAGAAGCAAGGAUAUCAUAAAACAAUAUCAUAAAUCGAUUAAAAAAAAAACAAACGUUCGCGGCAAGAAUUAAGAAUAUUAAAGAUCAUCUAAAUGACUCGUUUGGACAGCCGACCCAGCUCAGCCCUCAGUCGGGUGUAGGAUGGGAACAAGCCUUUACCCAGACGAGGACAUACGAGGAAUAUCACGCAUUAUGAUGAAGAAAGACAUGAGUUUGAACCUAAACGACCAGAACAGCUCCAACCUCAAGCCAGAUCUGAGGGAUGCUGAAGGGAUUCUCAAUUCACCCGACAUGGGGCUCCUCAAGCUGGCUUCUCCGGAGCUGGAGAGGCUGAUCAUCCAAGCCAACGGGAUGGUGACCACCACGCCGACCUCCCAGUUCGUCUACCCGAAGUCGGUGAGCGACGAGCAGGAGUUCGCGGAGGGCUUCGUCAAAGCCCUGGAGGACCUUCACAAGCAGAACCAGCUGAGCGGCGGCGCGUGCGUCCCUCCGACGCUCAACAGACUCGCCAGCAGCACCGCGCUCGCCUUGCCCACGGAUCUGCCCGUGUAUACGAACUUGAGCGCGUACGGGAGUACCACGGUGAACUAUUCCACGGACACCAUUCCGUUCCCUCCGCCGCCGCCGCCGGCGCUAAGAGACGAGCCGCAGACCGUUCCAGACAUGCAGAUCUUCGGCGACAGUCCUCCGCUCUCCCCCAUCGACAUGGACACGCAGGAGCGCAUCAAGGCCGAGAGGAAGAAGCUGCGCAACCGCAUCGCCGCCUCCAAAUGCCGCAAGCGGAAACUAGAGCGGAUAUCCCGGCGCCAAUCCAAACUGUAUGCUAAUUGUCAAUCAUCUUUGACGAUAGUGGUCCUGACAGAACUUGUAUUUAAGCACUACUGGAACGCUGAAUUGACCAAUCAUCAAUCAUUUAAUAUUUUUUAUAUUGGCCUAUACAACAGUUAGUUCUCUUACACUAGUUUAAUGGCGCAAGCAGUAUUUCUAAACACUGUAUCACUAGCUUGUUGACAGCUUCUUCUGGAACUGUUUUCUUUGGCAGAACAACAGCAAAAUGACUGGCUAUAUAAUGUCAGUUACUCAAUAUGAAUGGCUGUAUAAAAGCAAUAUCACAUAUCAUAUUGCUUAAAUACAUGUACGAGUGCAUCAAAACCCGCAGUGUUGGUGAUGAAGUGAAUUCAUAUCAGCUGUCUGUGUGCUGAAACAUUAUUCUGAGCUCAACGACCCAUUCACUGAUGCAUAAAGGUCACAGACUGAUCUCUCCCUUCCAGUGGCCGUUCGUUCUGGUUGGACUGUUGAAAUGGACACUACAGGUGCUGAUGUAUUAUAUGUUUACAAUAUUUUGUAGCAAACGGACUGUGUGCUACAUGGUUUGAUCUCAUGAGAGAAGCAGCUGUAUUUUGCAUGCUCCAGACAAGCUCCAAAUGAGUGCAACCAAACACAACAAAGAUGUCAUGCAUGUAUGCUUCAUGUCCAAGGCCUUAUUAAUCAACGACUGUAUCCAUUUUAUAUACAACUACUCACACAAUGUCUUAUUUUAUGCUCUUUUGGAUUUACGUGUGUCGUGUUGUAAAUGUAAACGUUUCACCUGUCACACGUCCUGUACUGCCUUGUGUGUACAUUAAUGUCAUUAAACCUGUUCAAUUCACCUGUUAAA